Molecule: messenger RNA, 5037 nt
Organism: Cornus florida
Lineage: Eukaryota; Viridiplantae; Streptophyta; Magnoliopsida; Cornales; Cornaceae
Exons: 6
Coding region: 82-4794 (1570 amino acids)
Biological process (GO): cell surface receptor signaling pathway; protein phosphorylation
Cellular component (GO): plasma membrane
Molecular function (GO): ATP binding; calcium ion binding; polysaccharide binding
Source: RefSeq, a predicted model, not a curated record
UUACCGCUAUUGACAUAUAUAUAUUUAUAUAUGAGCAAUAAAUGUUCCUCGCUACUAACAAGUGGUCUUUAAUUAAUUAAAAUGGCCAAUACACUAUCUCAAUAUCCAUCCACAAACAUGCUUCUGCAUGUGUUCUUGUUCUGUCUAUCAUGGGCACUCCUCAUGACACGGGCCAAAAUGGAGGGAAACACCACCAGCACCAGCACCACUGCAGCCACCGCCUUCAUGGUGACCAAGCCGGGCUGCCAACGCCAAUGUGGUAACCUAACCGUUCCUUACCCAUUCGGCAUCGGUGAGGGAAAAGGUUGCUCCAUUGGCACAUGGUAUGAUUUCAACUGCAACACUUCAUACAACCCUCCCAAGCUCUUCAAAGACGGACUCCAAAUCCUAGCCAUAUCCGAAACCCAAAUUCGCAUUAGGAACGUUGUCGCCUACAAGUGCUACCAUCAAAACGGUACAGUGGCCGAAGACUACUAUGCAUGGGUAGACCUUCUACCAACAUCUCCCUACACCUUAUCGGAGACAGCCAACAAGUUCACGGUCAUCGGCUGCGAUGACUCUAGUUUGAUCUUUGGCUCAUACGGUCGAAACUUCACUAGUGGGUGUGUGUCCCUGUGUUCCAAAAAGGAAGAUGUGCUUGAUGGGUAUUGUUCUGGUAUUGGUUGUUGCCAAACCUCCAUACCAAGAGGUCUGAAGAAGUACCAACAUUUGCUCGGUAGCUUGGCAAAUCAUACAAAAGUGUGGUCAUUUGACCCUUGCAGCUAUUCUUUCUUGGGCGAGCAAGACCGCUUCACAUUCCGAGGUGCCUCCGAUUUUUCUGAUCCAAAUUUCGGACAAAGGAUUGUGGAUACUGUUCCCAUAGUGGUUGAUUGGGUAAUUGGGAAUCAGAGUUGUAGUGAAGCCCGAAAAUGGAACACUUUAGCGUGCCACACGAACAGCUAUUGUGUCGACUCCGACAUCGGCUAUGGAGGUUACCGUUGCAGCUGCAAUAAUGGCUACGAGGGUAAUCCUUACCUCAGCCCAGGAUGUCAAGAUAUGAAUGAGUGCGCAGAUCCAAACAACAAUCCCUGUAAUGGGACUUGCAUUAAUACACCGGGAGGUUAUAACUGUUCAUGCCCACAUGGAUACUAUGGGGACGGCAAAAAAGAUGGGCGUGGUUGCAUAGCCGAGAACUCAGAAUUUCCGGUCAUUAAGUUCUCUCUAGGUUUGAGCUUGGGCUUCUUGUCGUUACUCAUUGGUAUAUCAUGGCUAUACUUUAGUAUCAAAAAAAGGAAGCUUAUUAAGCUCAGGGAGAAGUUCUUUCAACAAAAUGGCGGUGUCUUGUUGAAACAACAAAUUUCAUCAAACGAGGGUGGUGUCGAGUCAUCAAAAAUAUUUACUGCAGAAGAGCUAGAAAAAGCCACCAACAACUAUGCUGAAGAUCGCAUCUUAGGCCGAGGCGGUUAUGGUACUGUUUAUAAAGGUGUUUUGACUGAUCAAUGUGUGGUUGCAAUUAAGAAGUCACGAAUAAUGGAUGAGAAUCAAAUUGAGCAAUUCAUCAACGAAGUGAUCAUUCUCACACAAGUUAACCAUAGAAAUGUGGUGAAACUCUUGGGGUGUUGUUUGGAGACCGAAGUCCCUCAAUUGGUUUAUGAAUAUGUAGCUAGUGGUACGCUCUUCCAACAUAUUCAUAGCAAAGGUGGAAUGUCGUUAUCUUGGGACAAUCGUUUAAGAAUAGCUGCAGAAGCAGCAGGCGCACUCGCAUAUCUUCACUCAGCAGCUUCAAUGCCCAUCAUUCACAGGGAUGUUAAGUCUGCCAACAUACUAUUAGAUGAACAUUACACUACAAAAAUAUCAGACUUUGGCGCGUCGAGGUUGGUUCCACUAGACCAAACUCAAGUCACUACAUUAGUUCAAGGGACAUUGGGAUACUUAGAUCCUGAGUACUUUCAUACAAGUCAAUUGACAGAAAAGAGUGACGUUUAUAGCUUUGGAGUAGUUCUUGCGGAACUCUUGACUGGACAAACACCCCUAAGCAUGGAGAGAAGUCAAGAAGAAAGAAAUUUAGCCACAUAUUUCAUUAUGUCGAUGAAGCAAAACCGGUUGUUCCAAAUUCUUGAGGCUCGACUAGUUAGAGAAGGGACAUUGGAGCAACUUCAAACGGUUGCUGAACUUGUGAAAAGAUGUCUUAAUUUGACAAGUGAUGAAAGGCCUACCAUGAAAGAAGUGGCAAUGGAGUUAGAAGGUUUGAGGAAGUUUACUAAACAUCCGUGGGUUCAUCAACAAAGCCAUGAAGAGACUGUGGGCUUAACGAGUGAAGAACCGGAUCUUUACACAGUCCAAAUGAGCACUUACAGUAUUAAUGAUGGGGAAUCAUCGGGACAAUAUAGUAUGGAUAGUCGGUUAAUUGCUAAUAUAAAUAAUGUAUAUGUGUGUAUAUAUAUAUAUAUGGUAAUGGGCAAUACAUUCCUGAUCAGUAAGUGGUCUUUAAUUAAAAUGGGCAAUACACUCUCUCCAUGUGCAUCCUCAAACAUGCUCCUGCAUGUUUUAUUGUUCUGUCUUUCAUGGGUACUCCUCAUGACACAUGCCAAAAUGGAGGGUAACACCACCACUACCACCAACACCACGGCGGCCACUGCCUUCAUGGUGACCAAGCCGGGCUGCCAAAGCCAAUGCGGAAACCUAACCGUUCCAUACCCAUUCGGCGUGGGAAAGGGUUGCUCCAUUGGUUCAUGGUAUGAUGUCAACUGCAACACUUCAUACAACCCUCCAAAGCCCUUCAUGGGCGGACUCGAAAUCCUAGCCAUAUCCGAAACCCAAAUGCGCACCACGAACGUUGUCGCCUCCAAGUGCUACAAUCAAAAUGGUUCAGUGGCCGUAGACUACUAUGCAUGGACAAACCUUCUACCAACAUCCCCCUACACCUUCUCCGAGACGGCGAACAAGUUCACUGUCAUCGGCUGCGAUGACACAGCUUUGAUCUCGGGGUCAUACAGUCGAAACUUCACUAGCGGGUGUGUGUCCCUCUGUUCAAAAAAGGCGGAUCUGCUUGAUGGGUUUUGUUCAGGCAUUGGUUGUUGUCAAACCUCCAUACCAAAGGGUCUAAAGAUGUACCAGCAUUCGCUUGGUAGCUUGAGAAAUCAUACGACAGUGUGGUCAUUUGACCCUUGCAGCUAUUCUUUCUUGGGUGAGCAGGACCGCUUCACAUUCCGGGGUGCCUCCGAUUUUUCUGAUCCAAAUUUCAUACAAAGGAUUGUGGAUACAGUUCCUAUAGUGAUUGAUUGGGUAAUCGGGAAUCAGAGUUGUGGUGAAGCCCUAAAAUGGAACACUUUAGCGUGCCAGAAGAAUAGCUAUUGUGUUGACUCCGACAUUGGCUAUGGAGGUUACCGUUGCAGCUGCAAUAAUGGUUACGAGGGUAAUCCUUAUCUCACUCCAGGAUGUCAAGAUAUCAAUGAGUGCUCAGAUCCAAACAACAAUCCCUGUAAUGGGACUUGCAUUAAUACACAGGGAGGUUAUAAUUGUUCAUGCCCACACGGAUACUAUGGGGAUGGCAAAAAAGAUGGGCGUGGUUGCAUUGCUGAGAAUUCACAAUUCCCAGUCAUUAAGUUCUCUCUAGGUUUGAGCUUGGGCUUCUUAUCGUUACUUAUUGGUAUAACAUGGAUAUACUUUACUAUCAAAAAAAGGAAGCUUGUUAAGCUCAGGGAGAAAUUCUUUCAACAAAAUGGUGGUGUCUUGAUGAAACAACAAAUUUCUUCCAAUGAGGGUGGUGUCGAGUCAUCAAAAAUCUUUACUGCACAAGAAAUGAAAAAGGCCACCAACAACUAUGCUGAAGAUCGCAUCUUAGGCCGAGGUGGUUAUGGUACUGUUUACAAAGGUGUUUUGACUGAUCAACGUGUGGUUGCAAUUAAAAAGUCACGAAUAAUGGAUGAGAGCCAAAUUGAGCAAUUCAUCAAUGAGGUGAUCAUUCUCACACAAGUUAAUCAUAGAAAUGUGGUGAAACUCUUGGGAUGUUGUUUGGAGACCGAAGUCCCUCAAUUAGUUUAUGAAUAUGUUGCUAGUGGUACCCUCUUCCACCAUAUCCACAGCAAAGGUGGAAUGGCGUGGUUAUCUUGGGAUAAUCGUUUAAGAAUAGCCGCAGAGGCUGCAGGUGCACUUGCGUAUCUUCACUCAGCAGCUUCAAUGCCCAUCAUACACAGAGAUGUUAAGUCUGCUAAUAUACUAUUAGAUGAACAUUAUACUACAAAAAUAUCUGACUUUGGUGCGUCGAGGUUGGUUCCAUUAGAUCAGGCUCAAGUGACGACACUAGUUCAAGGGACGUUGGGAUAUUUAGAUCAUGAGUACUUUCAUACAAGUCAGUUGACAGAAAAAAGCGACGUUUAUAGUUUUGGAGUGGUUCUUGCAGAACUCUUGACCGGACAGAAACCGCUAUGCAUGAAGAGAACCCAAGAAGAAAGAAAUUUAGCGACAUAUUUCAUUAUGUCGAUGAAGCAGAACCGAUUGUUCCAAAUUCUCGAGGCUCGAGUGGUAAGAGAAGGGACAUUGGAACAGCUUCAAACAAUUGCUGAGCUUGUGAAAAGAUGCAUUAAUUUGACUAGUAAAGAAAGGCCUACCAUGAAAGAAGUAGCAAUGGAGUUAGAAGGUUUGAAGAAGUUCACUAAACAUCCAUGGGUUCAUCAACAAAGCCAUGAAGAGUCCGUGGGCUUAGUGAGUGAAGAACCAGAUCUUUACACAGUGCAAAUGAGCCUAUAUGGUAGUAAUGACGGGGAAUUAUCGGGACAAUAUCGUUCGGAUAGUUGUUUGAUUGCUAAUGGAUGAAUAAUUCACUUGUAACAAAAUCAUGAAGUUUUUGUAUGCAACUUUUUUUUUUUUUUUUUUUAAAUUUCUUUUCUGUUUCCAUUUGUCAGUUUUAAUUGGUUGCUACUUUUUAAAUGGUGAGGCUGGUAAGACUUUUAUUUUAUAAAUUUUCUUUCAAUUAUUAAUAUUUUGUGAUGAUCAUAAAGAUGAUGAAAUGUCAUUUUUCUAGGUGCUGUUUGAUAAAAUUGAAAAUUAAGUAAUAAA